CCUCGCUUUACCUAUAAAUACAAGCGUGGAGUGGAUCUGAAUUUUCACGAAAAUAGUUGGGCAUUUGAGCGUAUAUUUAUAUGUAGAAAGAACAGGUUAAACAACGGCACCUUUCCGCGUAAAAUUUAGCCGGCGACUGAAAAUUUUUUGUUUUGUUGGUGGUCACUAUUAUAAAAUUCUUUCGUUUUAAUUUGCGCCGUGAAUAUGAAAUUAUUGUUUGUGUGGUUUGCUUGUUUACUGGCGCCGUUUGCUCAGCAUAUCCACUGUCAGCCAGCAUUACCGCUGGGGAAAUUUAUUUAUUUACCAAAUAAUUUUCCCAUCAUUCUCCCUCCUGCGCCGGCGGCACUUUCUACCAUUCCAGUGGAUAUUCCAGGUUUAUCCAGGAAAUUAGCCGACAACGGCGCCCCAGCAGAUGUUGCGUUUGAGAUGUCUUGCGCGGGCGCAAGAUCCAAUGCCAAGCUCAACUGUCCGUGUUCCGGUGUGGGACAACCCUGCGCUGAUCCAUUGUCUGUCUGCAGUAGCACCAAAAAAUGUAUCUGCGACAGCUCCGUGGGAUUUCCGGACUCAACAGGGACGAAAUGUCAAGCGUAUGCUACUUAUGCUCCGCCUUGCGCAACAAAGUGCCCGGUGUGUCCACCCGUAACAACGUGUCCGGUGACAACCUGUCCAACUACAACUUGUCCUGCGACAACUUGUCCAACCACAAAAUUGACCACCUCACCAACGACAUGUCCAGCCUGCCCUACGACCACCACGACUACGACCAUGUCAACUACUACCACAACUACUCCGACAACAACGACAACGACAACGACGGCGCCACCCAGUCCGAAGUGCGCCGCGGCGGGUGUCACGCGAUCUCCUGCGGUUGCAUUUCCACCUAACUCUGUUAUUACCCCUUGUGGGAAGUGUAUUUUCCUUGAUGCUGCCAGUACAUCAAACACGUUCACUGUCCAGACACAGGGGAGCUACGUCGCCUAUUGUACCUGGAUCAUCAUAGCUCCGCCAGGGACUGCUAUAACGAUAUCUUCCACCAACUUUGCCUUCCAGGAUUGCUCUACGGCAUUUGUAUAUCUUAAUAACAAGCAGUACUGCGGGACCGGUACGGACAAGUGGCCGUCGUCGGGGUCUGUCACUUCAACGGUCAAUAUCCUGGGAAUCGGAAUGUCAGCUGUAUCUUCUGUCAUGGGUAGUGCUACCUUUACGGUUACUUACGCUUAAUAAGAUUGCCGCAUUGGCUGCCGACUGCGGAUGAGCACUAGGCCACCGUCAAGUCAGUUAGGAUGCUUUAGUUUAAAGAUGUUCUUUUCCGUGUUUUGAUACGAGUGUUUUCAUGAAGUCUCUAAAGAAGCAUUUUCAAGAAGUACAUUUUUGCCACAAAACCUGUACGCGAGCCAGUAAUAAUGUUUGGCUGAGAUGAA
Paramacrobiotus metropolitanus is the source of this 1421-nucleotide messenger RNA. RefSeq names its product integumentary mucin C.1-like. Lineage: Eukaryota; Metazoa; Tardigrada; Eutardigrada; Parachela; Macrobiotidae. The coding region runs from base 205 to 1221 and encodes 338 amino acids. The transcript is spliced from 7 exons. The record is from RefSeq and is a predicted model, not a curated record.